This is a messenger RNA of Eurytemora carolleeae, 750 nucleotides long. RefSeq lists its product as uncharacterized. The transcript is spliced from 5 exons. NCBI's taxonomy places the organism in Eukaryota, Metazoa, Arthropoda, Copepoda, Calanoida, Temoridae. The coding region runs from base 226 to 735 and encodes 169 amino acids. The record is from RefSeq and is a predicted model, not a curated record.
UCAGCUGAUUACUGGGUCUUUCUCCCUCAGUAGUCUGUACUCUGCUUUGUUUGUAAACACUCCAUCUCUACAGCUGAGAGUGAGAAAUUGAGAAUGGAGAGAUGAUCAUGAAGAAAUGGAACAAAAAUAAACUGCUACUGUAUCAAUCAUGACCAUGAAAGAUAAGGAGAGAAGAGCUGAAGCAAUUAAACCUUCAACUCAGUACUGAACAAUAAUCGAGAGAAAAUGCAGUAUUUCUGCUUUCUUCUUAUUUUAUCAAAUCCAGGGUUGAAUAUUCUCGUCUCCGGUCUCCGGGUUCAAGAUGAGCAGAAUACAAUAUUCUCCGGUCUCCGGGUUCAAGAUGAGCAGAAUACAAUAUUCUCCGGUCUCCGGGUUCAAGAUGAGCAGAAUGAAAUAUAUCUUGAAGUGUCCACGAAGGAUGUUGAAAUUCUGUUAGGAGACACAGCUAAUGUUACAUUAUUUCUAAGGUCUGAUGGUCCUAUACCACCAGCAUUAAGCAUCGAGGUGUCUUUCAUAACAGACAAUUCUAAUAUUAUCAAACCUAUUCCAACUGUUAUACUCACUCAGGAUGAGAAUAUAACCAUCAGUAUAGAACCAAUACUAGCCGGACAUGUCGUCAUCCAAACAAACACUUCUAGUCCAGAAAUCAGGUUAAUACUAGAUUAUUACAUAAUUACAUUAUCUAACUAUCAUUAUUCAUUAUAUAUUUGUGUUUUCAUGCUUUUACCUUUUUGAUAAUUGAAAUUAAAA